ACUGAAGACGCUGCAGCUUAUCUACCAGGAGACAUUGUGAUUGGAGGACUGUUUCCUAUCCAUAAAGCGAUAUCAAAUUUAGAAGAGAAAACAGAAAACAAUCAUUUCCUGUGUGACAGGUUUUAUGUACGAAGCAUGAUUGAAGCUUUUUCCAUGAUCUAUGCCAUUGAAAAGAUUAAUAAUUCCACCUUACUCCAAGGAAUUAAAUUGGGUUAUGAGAUAUAUGACACAUGUUCUUAUCCUUUGAAGGCCGUUGAAUCAACAUUAAAGUUUAUUCCAGAUUCUGCAAUGAGACAAAAUGAUUCAAACUGCAGCAAUAGAAAAAACCCACGGCCUGUCAAAGCAGUUGUAGGAGAAAUUUAUUCAGAAAAUUCCAUUGCUAUUUCGCAGAUACUCAGCCUUCAUCUAAUACCACAGAUAAGCCCAGCAUCAUCUGCUCCCACCUUAAGUGAUAAAGUAAAGUUCCCUUCAUUUUUACGAACCAUCCCAAGUGAUACACAUCAAACAAGAGCAAUUGUGGAACUAAUAAAAACAUUUCAAUGGAACUGGGUGGGAAUCAUUUCAAGUGAUGAUCAGUAUGGCCGAUCUGCUCAGGAACUUUUGAAUAGUCUUUUUAAACUAGAAGGUAUAUGCACAGCCUUCUCCAAUCCAGUGCCAUCCUAUGCAGGUCAUCCCCUUCUGAAAGAUUAUUUAGAAAGUGCAUUAUCUAGCAUCAGAGGUAGUUCUACAGAAGUUGUAAUUGUAAUUGCAAAAGAUCCCAUUGUCGCCAACCUUAUUCAAGAAUGUAUUAAACUGAAUAUUUCCAAAAUUUGGAUUGCCAGUGACAGUUGGUCGGACUCAAAGGACGUUAUGAGUAUCAAAAACAUUGAAAAAGCUGGUACUUUUCUUGGAAUAAAUUUCAAAAUGGGCCAUGUUAUAGGAUUUGAAGACUAUCUAAGCAACUUGCAAUCUUUAGGCCAUGGAGCCGUUAAUCAUUUUCUAGAAGAAUAUAAAGAAUUAAGAUUUGACUGUACAGAAGAAUAUAGGGAAUAUCUGCAGUGUGUUAAAUCUUCUUCUGGAAACUGUAGUUUCAAUGGUUCUUUAGAAAUUAAGUCUCCAUUUGCAUGCCAAAUUGAUAAUUUCUCUUUCGCAAAUGAUGACUACUUGGUGAAAAAUAUUGAAUGGAGCAGAACGUACAGUACACAUCUGGCAGUUUUAGCAAUAGCUAAUGCUCUAGAUAAGGUUUUGUGCACAAAUGGAGUUUGUAAAAAAUGGUUCGACUUCUCGCCAAGUCAGCUACUGGAAAAACUAAAGAAUGAGACUUUUUCCUUCAAUGGUGAAACCUUUAACUUUGACUCAUCUGGAGAUGCCUUAAUUGGAUAUGAUGUGUUAGCAUGGAACUUGUCGACUAGUACAAUUGAGAUUGUUGGUAAAUAUGAAAUAUCAGAAAACAAGAUCAGCAUAAACAGAAGAUUAAUUCAGUGGAACACAGAAACUAAUCAGGUCCCCUUUUCAAAUUGCUCCAAAUCUUGUAUUCCUGGGUAUUUUAGAAAAUAUUCUUACAUAAGUUGUUGCUAUGAAUGUGUCCCUUGUCCUAAGGAUUACUACUCCCCUAUGGCUGAUAUGACUGAAUGUCUAAAAUGUUCAUCCUUGCAAUGGUCAACUAAUGGAAGUGAUCGAUGUACAAACAGGACAAUUGAGUAUUUUGCUUGGAAAGACCCAUAUUCCAUUACAUUGGUGGUUUUCUCAGUCGUUGGGUUUCUACUUGUGCUAAUCACAGGAGUUUUGUUUAUUUAUCACUUUGAUACCCCAGCAGUUAAAGCAGCGGGGGGGUACUACACGUUCUUAUUGAUGAUAUCAUUGCUUUCUAGCUUGGUGAGCAUAGUUUUUUUUAUUGGAGAACCUACUGAAACUCUCUGUAAAGUCAGACAACCUCUCUUUGGUAUCAGCUUCACCAUCUCUGUAUGUUGCAUUUUGAUGAAAUCAAUCCAAAUUCUGAUAGCGUUUGAAUCUGCCAAAAGAUGCAAAGUAUUAGCUCCAGUAAAAUACCUAUCACCAGUUGUUAUUAUUACAUUAAGUAGUAUCCAGAUGAUUAUUUGUACAUUAUGGCUCCUGAUGAAUGGACCUUACCGUCAAGAUGAUACAAUGAAUGACCUCAUAAUACUAAAGUGUAAUGAAGGUUCAUAUGCAGCAUUUGGCAUCAUGCUUGGCUACAUUGGGUUCCUUGCAUUGCUUUGCUUCAUUCUAGCUUACAAAGGCAGAAAGCUUCCUGAGAAGUACAAUGAGGCUCGAUGCAUCACCUUCAGCAUGCUGGUCUAUAUGUUUGUGUGGAUCCUCUUUAUCCCAAUCUAUAUCAACACCACAAGCGGUAUGUAUCUUUCAGCUGUACAAGCUGUGGCCAUACUAGCCUCAAUAUAUGGACUUAUAACCUGUCACCUUUUGCCAGGUUGCUACAUCUUGAUUUUUAAAAGAGAAACUUGCACACGAGAAAAAUACCUGCAGAGUACUUUAUCAUUUUUUAGAGCUAGAACUAAUGUGCAGACAUUUUGUAAAGCCAAGUUAAAUGUAAAAUUUCCUGCUGCCACCUUAAAGCCAAAUGUUGUAACUACUCAGGUACCACAUUUAACUUUGGGUUAUCCAUUGAUAGUAAGAAAAAGACAUAAUAGCUGUUAA
This is a messenger RNA of Bufo gargarizans (Asiatic toad), 2652 nucleotides long. Its product is annotated as G-protein coupled receptor family C group 6 member A-like. Lineage: Eukaryota; Metazoa; Chordata; Amphibia; Anura; Bufonidae. The record is from RefSeq and is a predicted model, not a curated record. The transcript has 6 exons. Gene Ontology annotation, biological process: G protein-coupled receptor signaling pathway. Gene Ontology annotation, cellular component: membrane. Gene Ontology annotation, molecular function: G protein-coupled receptor activity. The coding region runs from base 136 to 2652 and encodes 838 amino acids.